Messenger RNA from Thrips palmi, 900 nucleotides. RefSeq names its product small nuclear ribonucleoprotein Sm D3 (gene SmD3). Gene Ontology annotation, cellular component: catalytic step 2 spliceosome; U4 snRNP; precatalytic spliceosome. Gene Ontology annotation, biological process: RNA processing; spliceosomal snRNP assembly. Bases 149 to 592 code for a protein of 147 amino acids. NCBI's taxonomy places the organism in Eukaryota, Metazoa, Arthropoda, Insecta, Thysanoptera, Thripidae. The transcript is spliced from 2 exons. Gene Ontology annotation, molecular function: RNA binding. The record is from RefSeq and is a predicted model, not a curated record.
CAACAAACAACAACAUCAAACGAAUUGUGAUCGUUCAGAGUUUGCAGGAAGAGCCUGUAUUUGUUCCCGAUUUUAUCCGCCGUAAUCCUCGCACUUGCAGAACAGCGAGGCAACAUUUUUAAGUGAAGUUUGUGAAAACAGCCUCAAGAUGUCUAUUGGAGUACCCAUCAAGGUCUUACACGAAGCAGAAGGCCAUAUUAUUACAUGUGAAGCCAACACCGGCGAAGUCUACCGGGGCAAGCUCAUAGAAGCUGAAGAUAAUAUGAACUGUCAAAUGACGGGUGUAAUGGUCACGUACCGUGACGGCAGAGUAGCCCAAUUGGAAAAUGUUUAUAUCCGAGGCUCGAAAAUUCGGUUUCUCAUCUUACCAGAUAUGUUGAAAAAUGCACCUAUGUUCAAACGACAAGGCAAGUCUGGAGGCGCCGGUGGCGCCGGUAGAGGAAAAUCAGCUAUUCUCCGCGCUCAAGCUGCUAGAGGACGGGGCCGAGGAUCAAGAGGAGGGCCCGGAGGCCGGGAUGGUGGCUGGAGAAGCGGAGGUGGUGGUGCUGGUGGCAGCCGUGGAGGCCGCUCUGGAGGUGGAGACCGCCAGUAAUUUCUGCUGUCACCCCGUGUUAUGUACAUAAUUGGAAUAGCAUGUUCCAAAGAAGAUCCAAGAUGUGGUGGCGAGGUGCAGUCUCAGUGAUGUGCAAGAUUCCAAGUGACUUUAAUUUUGUAGUGACUGUCAAUGAAUGACUUGAUCAUCCAAACAAUUCUGUUCAGUUCGUGUUUCUUAUCAAACCAACGUGUGACAUUCAGAGCCCAAGUAUCUCUGCAAUUUCAUAAUUGAUUUCCUAUUAGACUUAUUUUAAUUCUGCUGCUGUCAUGUUUGUUAAGCAAACAUAAUAAACCUAUUGAAACAAA